AUGAAUUCCACCCCAGAGAACUACGGAAUUGUCAAAACAGCUGUUGGAGAAGCAAGAUUGCAGCCAAUUCCCAUCCCACGACUUCGGGAUGGUUACAUUUUCGUUAAGACAAUUGCCGUUGCAAUAAAUCCCACAGAUUGGCAAACCGUAGAUGAAAAGUCCAGUCCAAGGACAAAGGGUCCCACGCUUUUGGGAUGUGAUUUUGCCGGGAUCGUGGUUGAGGUUGGGAAGGGUGUGGAGAAAGAAUGGAAGAAGGGAGAUAGAAUAGCGGGGAUGGCACAUGGAGGAAAUGACCUCGAGCCUGAAGAUGGAACAUUCGCAACGUAUAUUGUGGUCAAAGGCGAUGUUGCAUUUCACAUUCCGGAUAAUGUCAGUUUUGAGGAAGCUGCAUCGCUUGGCGUCGGAGUCACUACUGUUGCAUUGGGCUUCUACAAAUACUUGUCUUUAACCCUCCUGAAAUUUCCGCUUUCCAUGCCGAAUCGUCAGCGCGAGCUCCCUAUUUUGAUUUAUGGAGGAAGCUCGGCAACUGGAACAUUAGCCAUUCAGUUUGCAAAGUUGUCCGGAUUGCAAGUAAUCACUACGACGUCACCGAAGAACUUUGAGCUGUUGAAAAGCUUAGGUGCGGAUCAUGUUUUAGAUUAUCAUGAUACCAACUGCGGAGCCGAAAUCCGCUCGCUUACUCAGAACAAACUUCACCACGUCUUCGACACAAUAGCCACCCAAUCCAGCGCUCAAAUCUGUGCCAAUGCACUAUCUACCUCCGGCCACAAUCUUUAUGUAAAUCUCAUGGGUAUUGAAAUGCCCAGAGAUGACGUUAGAAACAUUUUCUUCCUCGGAUACUCGGUUACUGGCGAAGAGUAUGAGAUCGAAGGAGAAGUAUGGCCAGCUGCUCCUGAAGAUUUUGAACUCGGGAAAAAAGCUUUUGCACUAUUGGAAAGAUUGUUAGAGAAUGGGCUGAUUAAGAAUCAUCCGGUGAAGAUAAUGCAUGGUGGCUUGAAGGGAAUAUUAGAAGGAAUGAGAGAAAUGAAAGAAGGAAAAGUAAGCGGGGAGAAGUUGAUUUACAGAGUUGGGGAGCCUUGA
Molecule: messenger RNA, 1080 nt
Organism: Botrytis fragariae
Lineage: Eukaryota; Fungi; Ascomycota; Leotiomycetes; Helotiales; Sclerotiniaceae
Product: putative zinc-binding oxidoreductase protein
Exons: 4
Coding region: 1-1080 (359 amino acids)
Molecular function (GO): oxidoreductase activity, acting on NAD(P)H
Source: RefSeq, a predicted model, not a curated record